This is a messenger RNA of Nematolebias whitei (Rio pearlfish), 1405 nucleotides long. Its product is annotated as vicilin-like seed storage protein At2g18540. The transcript is spliced from 2 exons. The record is from RefSeq and is a predicted model, not a curated record. Lineage: Eukaryota; Metazoa; Chordata; Actinopteri; Cyprinodontiformes; Rivulidae. Bases 1 to 1287 code for a protein of 428 amino acids. Gene Ontology annotation, molecular function: GTP binding.
AUGGUAAAACCAAAAAGAAACCUGGUUCUGUUUGGGAGCCGAGGAGAAGAGAAGACUUCAGCAGCUGAAGCCAUUUUAGGUCAGAAAGAUCUUCAUCCAGCCUCCAGACCUUCAGAGUGUGUUCAUCAUCAGGGGGAGGUGUGUGGACGUUGGGUUUCUGUGCUGGAGCUGCCUCCUCUGUACGAGAAACCACAUGAGGAAGUGAUGGAGGAAUCACUCAGGUGCGUCUCCCUCUGUGAUCCUGAGGGGGUCCAUGCCUUCAUCCUGGUCCUACCUGUGGGUCCCCUCACUGAUGAAGACAAGGGAGAGUUACAGAUCAUCCAGGACACGUUCAGCUCUCGAGUCCAAGACUUCACCGUGAUUCUGUUCACUGUGGACUCAGACCCUGCAGCUCCAGCUGAUGUUACCUUCAUCCAGAAGAACAAGGACAUCCAGGAGCUCUGUCAGAGCUAUGGAGGAAGAUCUGUUGUUCUCAACAUCAAGGACAAGAAGCAGAUCCCAGAACUGUUGGAGAUCGUGGACAAAAUGUCCUCUGAAGGGUCCAAACGCUUUACGAAGGACACGUUCACCAAAGCCAACAUCGAGAGGGUUUCAACACUUCAGGCUGAACUGCAGGCUGUGAAACAGAAGAUGGAGAUAGACGGUGAUCUUAGAGAACGACUGAAAGAAAAAGAUGAAGAGAUGAAGAAGAAGGAGGAAGAGAUGAAGAAGGAGGAAGAGAUGAAGCAGAAGGAGGAAGAGAUGAAGAAGAAGGAGGAAGAGAUGAAGAAGAAGCACAGAGAGGAGCUGCAAACACUGCGAGAGCAGGCUGAUCAGGAAAGGAAGCAGAGAGUUCAGCUGAAGAAAGAAAUGGAUGAAUGUAUGGAGAGGGAACGUGAGAAGAAGAAGAAAGAACGUGAGGACGAGGACAAGAGACGAAAAAAACAGGAAGAAGCUCAGAGACAAGCGUGGAGACAAAAACUAGAAGCUUCAGAACAAAAAGUUCAGUCAGAAAAAGCCCAAAGAGAAAAUGUUGAGAAGAAGCUGGAGCAGUGCCGACGGGAGAUGAAGAGAGAUCGAGACGUUUGGGACAAAGAGAAGGAUCAGAUCUGGGAACGAGUCCACCAGGACAUGAAACAGAACCUGGAGGACCUUAAAAAGAACCUGGAUGAGGAGAAGAGCAGCCACAGGAAGCUCCAGGAGGAGUACAACUGGAAGAGGAAGAAGUGGAUUUAUCCGUGGAUCGUCGUGUUGCCAGUUUUAGUGCUUCUGUUGUUUCAUGUUCUCACAACACAAAGAUGGUGGUAGAGCCAUGAACAUCUCCCUGUAGACACUUGAGACUCAUGAGUCCAUGCAGUCUCAGAGGGACGGACCCAUCCAGACCACAGACCUGGUUUUCUGGUUCAUCUUCAACUGAACAGAGGAA